AUGGUAUGUUAGAAUACCAUGUGCUUCGAUGAUAGAGAGAGCAGAUGAUCUAACUCUUCCAUCCUCUGACAGCUCGAAUUCUUCUGUCACCUCAUCGGACCAGCCUUUGCAUGUCUACGCCCCAGGGCCUGGUUCUGACUUGAAUCUUGACCUUUCUUUCCCAUCCCUUAUUACCAUGAUUACAUUUGAAACACUCCAGGUAGCUCAUGAUAUUUCUGACCUGGAAAUACCUUCUGAGUUAGAAUUUACUCUCCCAAAUCCCCCGCCCCUAGAGAGGUCUAUUCUCUCUCCCGUCAUAGUGCGAUCGCUUCUCGGACGAUACAGUCGCUACGUGCACUCUCAAUAUCCUAUUCUGGAGCCCGAUACUCUCAGUAAUGAUGGUGCAAAUUUCAAGAAACUAGCCAACAACCAGAAGGUCAGGAUUCUUAUGGCCUGUGCCAUUGCUGCGGCACGCGAAGCUUGCCGGGCGCCAAUCUAG
Messenger RNA from Clonostachys solani, 478 nucleotides. The record is from the annotation of a GenBank genome assembly. Lineage: Eukaryota; Fungi; Ascomycota; Sordariomycetes; Hypocreales; Bionectriaceae.